Pleurotus ostreatus (oyster mushroom) is the source of this 4815-nucleotide messenger RNA. RefSeq lists its product as uncharacterized. The transcript is spliced from 5 exons. The coding region runs from base 1 to 4815 and encodes 1604 amino acids. NCBI's taxonomy places the organism in Eukaryota, Fungi, Basidiomycota, Agaricomycetes, Agaricales, Pleurotaceae. The record is from RefSeq and is a predicted model, not a curated record.
AUGGCUCAUAUCGACGAGAACCAAUCACUGUUUCAAUCUGAAGAGAAGUCUGAAUUGGACAGGGUAGAGAAGCGGGGGUUGGAGGGUGCGGAGGAGGGGCAGGCUGCGGGCUCGGGUAGCACUCCGUCUCCUACAGAAGGCACCAAGGACGCAGCUGCAGUAAAUGAAGGAUUGCAGGACCCGAAAGCGCAAAGCCCCGCGCCAUCACCGGCGGUUGCAGCCAACAAUCCACGGCCUACCCUCGUUCAACUCGGAAACUCCAGUUCGACGACACCCACCGCACAACACAAGAAAUUCAGCGCCAGUAACAUCAACAAGAAAUUCUUGGAGAAGACCUCGGCGUCAGGAUCUGCAGCAAAUACUUCGAAUGCUUCCGGUCACAAAGUCAACGGACCCACUUCACGACCAACUGCAGCUUUGGCCACCUCACAUUCGCGGUUAGUAACGACGAAACUCACCGCUACGCCACAAUCCUCAAGCCCAGGCCCGGGGUGGUCACGGCCGUCGUCUGCUACACCGACCGUUGCUUCGAAUGCCAGUCCUAUACUGGGCUCAACGCCCAACGGAACUUCCCCCCUUCCCCCAGGUUCAUCCAUAGUUGGAUCCACUGGAGCGGCCGUUGUGUCUUCAUCAGCAGCUCAACUUCCUCAUGUUGGGAAGGUUAUACAGCCGCAGCCGCGGUCUGCACUUCUGCAAAUUUCUACUGUCACACCGAAAGGUAGCCCUAAGCCCGUGUGGGGGAACGUGAAGGGCGCCGCAGCUUCUGCGAAGUCAGAUGAGACUGUACAAAACGAUUUCCCUACUGCUGCUGAAGUUGCACAAGGCGCAUCGUUGACACAAAAGUCGAAGGCAGCAGAGUCUAAAGGCGCUGAAGAGGUCAACAUGGCGAAUAAAGCAGUUCGCAACGAAGAGGCUGAAUCAUUUCGUGGUGUCCACUUGGACCCAAAUGCCCACCACUGGGAUGAGAUGGAGGAAGACGAUGACAACUUCUUGGACGGUGUCAUCGAAUUCAACGAUGGUCGACAAUACAAGAUUGAAGCCUCUGCGUCAGCAAGUUCACCUCCUCGCCCUGCGUCUCGCGAAUCAAGUGGGAACUGGCACUCUCGCAAGCCCUCUGCCGAAGUACCUGUUACUAAGGAAGAGCGUUUUGCCGAAGACUUCGACCGUAGUUGGCCACGAUCUAAACCAUCGCCCAGCAAUUCCAGUCGAGGGCUACCAUCCACCACUCACCACGCCCCGCCUUCGGCCCUGGCUUCCCCAAUUUUGUCUCAACAUCACCAUUCACCAACGGAGUCCUCGCGGGUCCUCUUCAACGAACGUUCGAAUAGGCUUGAGCCAUACUCAGCGGGCAACAGUGGCUUCCGGCCCACACAUGACCAGCCUCAUAGCAGCAAGCGAUCCGACUACUCUACCUCACCCUCAGACUUUCGACGAGGGCGGGACCUUCCCCCUCAUGCUUCGGGCAACGUGCAACUACUUCAGAAACAAGGUGCUGACUAUCAUUCCGCUGUUGGCAAUCGCAAUUUCGCUCGCAGGGAUAGUACUAUCAGGGAUCCUACGUCAUCUAGCCACCCUCCAUUACGCAGCCCUCGGAUUUCUGACAGCUUCUCUGGUUCUCAGAUGAGGGAGCGUGACACUCCGCCAGAACGAGGUCGUCGCCUCUCGAACAUGGGCCCGCCUCCUGUGCCUCUACACGCGAGAGAUUCUGAAGGGCGACAACUACCUCCUCAUCUAUCCCAAGCGUCACCUAAAGCACCAAUUCAGCGAUUGCCUUCUCGAGAUAGGUACCCUCAGCCCCCAACGUCGGCGAAACGUCCUCCAUCAUUACCAGCACAAUCUCCGGUCCUAUCGCAUGCAUCUCCUGCAUCUGCGUCAGGCGCUGCAAUCCUUCCACCAAGCCUCGCACCCCCAGAGAUAGACAGUCUACGUAAGGAUUUGAUGCACGAUGCUGCUGAGCGGGCUAAACAGAGGCGACAAGCCGAAGAGGCCGAAAGGGAGAAGGAGCGUGAACGUGCUCGUCAGAAGGCUGCUGAGAUGGCAUCCCAAGCGGCGAAAGAGACCAAGCCUCUUGUGAAGGAAUCAGAGGUCAUCUCUGUCAUUGAAGAAGCAAUCGCGACUGUCGAUCCAUCGGCAGCAUCUUCUAUUCAAGAUGCUCCAGGCUCUGUCCCUCCUACUGCUGCGAAGCCUCCAUUGAAGCGACCCCCUUCUCUCAGAGGUAUCCAACGUCCGCCCACUGAUUUGCCCCGACCUGGGUUUGCUAGGCGCAAUUCUAAUGCUCCUAUAACGCCUACUUCAGCCACAACCCCAGCGGCCCAAGCUAACUCAUGGCGGAACAAGGCCAAUCCGGUAUCCGCCCAAGAGCCAGCUGCAACUUCUAUGCCUCCUGCCCCAUUGUUUUCCGGACCGACGGCUCAAGAACAGGCAGACUCUUCUUUCACCCAAAACGCAGAAGAGAAUUUGGAAGUUGUUGAUUUCUCAGACCUUGGGAAAUUUGUCGGCGUCUCCGACUCUCAAGAGUCAGCUGCACCCAAGGAAGUCGAGGCCACGCGGAGCAAGCCUAACAGGCCCUUAGCUAUCGACUUCUUCCAGGACCAUUCCGAUUCACCGAACUCUGCCGCCCAAUCUGAUACUUGGAAGCGAAAGCCCAGCUUGCAUCAGCCAGAAGCCCAUGCUGACGACAAUGCUGCUACCGAUUCAGGACCACGGAAUAGUUUAUCCUCCCCUAGGCAUACCACUUUCGAAUCGUCUGGGAUGUCAGACAAAGAACCUUCAAGCCCAGUUCGGCCCAAUGGACACGGUCAAGUGGUGACAGUCCCCCAUACUGCAGGCCACGGGCAACAGCGUACCCCACGCUCGCAGACCUUUCCCAAGGAGGCAACAAUGUCAGCCCUCGACGAUGCUAUCUCCAGGAUAAAAGGUGCCAUUGAUGGUAUGCACGAGUCGCAGAAGGAUACGCGUUCAGAGGUAAUGACAGAAGGUCAACAUGGGCACAGUCAUCAAGAUCACCCUCCAACAGUGGGUAAGAGUCAUCGUUGGGUACCUCCAGCUCUGCGGAUCAACCACGAAGACUCUGCUCAUACGGAGUCGCUUUCCACUCGUUGCGAACCACCUCUGUCCCCACGACCUGCCUGGAAUACGUACCACGUACGACUACCCAAAGUAUCUGUGGCGCGCCCGCCUGUCCACAAGCAACAGCUAUCCCAGUUCCACCGAGGCCCGUCAUAUCGUUCCGUUGAAACCCUCUCCAUUGACCCACCCGUCAACGCAGCUAAUCGCCGUGAUUUCUCUCUUAACGAUAUCUUGUUCUGGAUCCCUGGUUUCAAAGGGAAACCCCGAUAUCGGGUGUACGUACCACGACUCUCAGCAUCCCGGCCCAACGGUCCCAGCGGUCUCAACAAUAAUGUCGGCGCCUUUGGUAAGCCUCCAAGUGCAGAUACCUCCUCGUCCUGGAGGAAACCCGUUACUCUCUUAUCUUCGCCACCUCCCGCCAUCAAGGAGGAACUUGAGACUACUAGCCGAUCUCCCCCGCCUAGCACGGCCGUCACACUUGAUCCCGCUCCCUCCAAACCUGAGGCCGAUCUUUCAAAGCAAGCGGAUCAUCCCGUUCGCCAGAAGGUUCAACGGAAAAUGCCCAACGGGGCCGCGGUUGCAGUCUAUCGUGAUUCACGCGUCGUUAACAUCGAGGCGAAGCCUGCGGUGAACUUCAUUGUUGGAAGUGAACUAGACGGCCCUUCAAAUACUAGUCCAGAGGAACCAAAAACCGCUCCAGUCGAGGCAUCUCACAAAGAGACAAAUGGUGACAUCACUCGGGCCCCCGAGACUUCGUCCCUGGCGUCCAGCACCAACACCAACGACAGCAAGGCAUCGAUUGAUCAUGUACCAAGGACGCCGUCAAGUAAUACGUCUAAUCUAUGGGCCAGCCCAGGCAUGGGCAGCUUCCCUGUGAAGGAGAGUCCGGCACGCGAAGGAGUAGACCACCCACAUAUCAAGGAGCUCUGGACAAAUAUCUCGGCGAAUCCAAGUCUUCCUACCAUCAACUCGCUGGAGAAGAUUGAGGACGACUUGCCUGCUCUACCACUCACAUUGCAAGACGUCAAAUCCGAGGGAGGAGAAACGCCGCCGCCUCAAGCCAGCACAAGUUCACGAAUAUCCUCAUUCGACGUUACGCGUGGUUUCCAACAAGUGCCGCCUUCGACCUCAUCCACGAGCCAGCGGCCAUCGCUACCCCCUGCUACCCCUUCUGCUCCCAUCGCUCGACCCUCGUCUUAUGGUUACCCUGUUGCAAGCCCUUCAAAUGCAAAUUGGCAAGCCAUGCCUCAAUAUAACUACCCUAUGAUGCCUCACGGGAUGUACCCUCCGAGCCCAGUACCUGGGCGAAUGCCUAUGAAUGGACAAGCAGCCUACGCUGCUUGGAUCCCUGCUCCCCCAACUCCUGGUCAAGGUAUGGUGAGGCAGAUGACGCCAUCGUCCCCAUUUCCUGUUCAGAUGGUAGCCUAUCCUCCCCCAGGGACUCCAACACUUUACAACACGGCGGCUAUGUCACCCCAAAUGCAACAGGCAGGUAUUGCUCAACCCCGCUCUCGGAACGCACCUAUAGGUAGUCCCGUUGUCGCACCUGCUGCUGCCCACCCGUACUAUGCUGGAAGUCAUAUGAUGAUGCAAUCCCCAAUCCCCCAUCCCCAAAAUCAUGCAUACAUUACUGACCAGAACCGCGGACACAUGCGGCACGACAACGGUCACCCACCAAUGCAACGCCAUCCCGCCCCAAGCUACGGACAGACACCAUCAACACCCUUUCCUUCUCGUCCUUGGUGA